AUGUUGGCGGCUCACAUUGUGAUCCCAACACCACUACAAGCCAAUGAGGCAAUGGAGUUUCAUUCUUCUUCCACCAGUCUUCUGUCGGUGACUCAUUUUGUCAUCUUGCGACCACCACCACGAGCUAAGGAGGCAGUAAAGUUUUAUCAUCGCACCUUCUGCGUACAAAUUAUUCAACAAAUAGCUCGUGUUGUGGCGGUAGAGAUGGAGGGGAUGAUGAAUAAGAAUGGGCUCACUUGGGUGCGCAACUAUUCAAUUCUUAUGGGUUCGACCCAUAUAGUCGUGAGUGACGGUGAUCACCAGUAUGUGAAAGCACAAACACACCAUAUUGAUUUUAAUUUAGUUUAA
This is a messenger RNA of Prunus armeniaca (apricot), 348 nucleotides long. The record is from the annotation of a GenBank genome assembly. Lineage: Eukaryota; Viridiplantae; Streptophyta; Magnoliopsida; Rosales; Rosaceae.